UCCGAGCCCCGGCCGCCGCUUGGACCAUGAGCUGCGCCGUGACAUUGCUGGCCCUCUGCCUCGCCACCCGCAUCCACGCCUUGGUCCUCGACUUCAACACCAUCAGGAGCUCGGCCGAAAUUCAACAAGCUCCCGCCCAACAGGAGCCCCAGUGCGCGUCAGAUGCUGAGUGCGGCCCCGGGCAGUUCUGCCUCUCCUCUCGGCGUGAGCAGCCCGCCUGCUCCCAGUGCAGAGGGACCCGGAAGCGAUGCCACCGAGAUGCCAUGUGCUGCGAUGGAAGCCACUGCCUGAACAAUGUGUGCACGGCAUCGGAUGCCCAGGCAGCGGAGAGGCAGUCUAAGGAGGGAGAGUCGCGCAAUACAAACGGCAGCAAGAAGCCCAAACGGCCCCACACCCAGAGAGUCAAGGAAGCACGACCAAAGAAUGAGUGGGAGAAGGUGGAAAAUCGACAGACUGGCAAAGGUCUGGAAGGGGAGACGUGCCUGAGAACUUCAGAUUGUUCCGCUGGACUGUGUUGCGCCCGUCACUUCUGGUCGAAGAUCUGCCGGCCUGUCCUGAAAGAAGGCCAGGUCUGCUCGAAACGAGGGAGGAAGGACGGCCCUCAGGGGCCAGAGAUCUUCCAGCGGUGUGCCUGCGGACCAGGCUUGGCCUGCCGCCACCAGAACGAAGACUCGUCUCAAGGCAACUCCAGGCUACGGGUCUGCCAACGCGUCUAGUGAGGGCUGAGCUCCGAAUACUUGCUGCAGCCACGUCGCAAACUGCACCAAUCACAAUAAAACCAUUAAGCAAAGCUGUUCCAAAUGAAUUGCAGGUGCUGGAAAAAUCGAAGGUACACAAAAAUGCUGGAGAAACUCAGCGGGUGAGGCAGCAUCUUUGGAGCGAAGGAAAUAGGCGCCUAUUCCUUUGCUCCAUAGAUGCUGCCUCACCCUCUGAGUUUCUCCAGCAUUUUUGUAUACCAAAUAAAUUGGUGCAUCAAAAUGUAGAUGGCUGUAGACAGUGGCCCAAUCUCGAGGAUACAUGAAAAAAAAAAACAUUCUGCUACUUGUGGACCUUCUUUGAGGAAGACCUAUGGUUGGCAUUAAUUUAAAUCUUUCAUGCUGUUAUCACCUGCAUUAUUCCACAUCUCCAGUGCUGGCAGCAUUUCUUUCUUUCCACUACUUUUGUUUGUAAUUCAAUAGUCAAAAUAGCUUUGUAGGCAAGUGUCCCAGAGAGGGAAUUAUCGAGUGCACAUCCCCUGAUACACAAACUUACAGCGACCUCUUUAUAAGCAAUGAAGCUUGGUCAAGAGUCGAGAGUGUUUUAGUGUCAUAUAUCCCAGAUAGAACGCUUAAAUUCUUACUUGCAGCAGCACAAUGAUUUAGACAUAUACUUGAAAAAGUACACUAUGGA
This is a messenger RNA of Leucoraja erinaceus (little skate), 1389 nucleotides long. RefSeq names its product dickkopf-related protein 4-like. Gene Ontology annotation, biological process: negative regulation of canonical Wnt signaling pathway; multicellular organism development. Bases 27 to 716 code for a protein of 229 amino acids. The transcript is spliced from 4 exons. Gene Ontology annotation, molecular function: co-receptor binding; receptor antagonist activity. Lineage: Eukaryota; Metazoa; Chordata; Chondrichthyes; Rajiformes; Rajidae. The record is from RefSeq and is a predicted model, not a curated record. Gene Ontology annotation, cellular component: extracellular region.